GCUGUAGGCUUCCAGCGUUGGAGGGGAUGAUGGGAUCUGUAGCUGUGCUCCAGACCUGAUUUUUCCGGUUCAUUCAUGCUGGGUGUGGGCAGUUCCGCUCUUCUACAUUUUUGACCUUCCCAUGGAAAUAAAAGCAGUUGUCAGGAGAUAUGAAACAAGAAACAAGACAGCAGGAACAGAACUGUCAUCAUCCAAAUCCCGAGUUGAUUGGAGACGCACUAAAAGGGAGCUCGUGCUACUUGACAGCAGUGAUGAAUCCUCAGGCACCUCUGAGGAGGAAGAGCCUACUGCAUCAGAAGACAAAGUAGAUGAAAAAGAUGAAACCGUUGUGAAGAACGGCCUUUCAGUUCAGGAGGAGAAAAGCCACAGUAGGGAAGUAACAGAAGAUAGUGAGGAUGAGUCCAUCGUGCCUGGGAAGCGUAAAAGGUUGAACACCUCUGUCUUGUAUGACAGUGAUGAAAGUGAGGACAGUGAUAUACUUGUUAGAAAAGUUUUUGCUAAACGCCACUGUAUAAUAGAUGAAGAUGAGAGUUCCAGAGAAGAGCAACCUGACAAAACCUGCCCUACAGAAAACGUUUCUACUGAUAAGAAACAGAAAGUGUUUGCAAAAUUGAAAGAACUUGCAAGACAAAGAGCAACUCGGAGAUCCUACAGCAGUGAAAAUUGUGAGGAUUCUGAUGAUGAAGCAGAAACAGAAGAGGAGCCCCUCUGUCACUUGCCCCUUACACCAACAGAAGGUAGUGAAACUGACAGUGACAGCAUGAAAGAUUUUAUAGUAGAGGAAGAGGAAGAUGAUGAUGACAGCACAGAGCACAUAAAGAGUGAAAACCAGGCACAACAGAAGGAACUAAAUACAUCAAAUAGCGAGUUCCUGGCAUACUACGUCCCACACUUAUCUCGCUGUGAUCAUUAUGUACACUUCAGAAGAAUAGUAAAGGCUUUCCUCAUAAAUGCAAUUGACGACACUUUUCUGAGCUCAUUAUAUGAAGGAACAAGACAAAAGAAGUAUGCACAAGAUAUGUUGCUCUCACUUCAUUAUUUGGAUGACCGCUUCAUUCAGCCUCGUCUUGAGAAUUUAAUCUCUAGAAGUCGCUGGAAAGAUCGAUACAAGGAGCGUGUGGAUUGUUACCCAGACAUUCGCAUAAUCUUGAAAAAUCCAAAAAAUAUGUCUUGUCAGGCCUGUGGAUUGAAUCGGUAUUGUAAGUUUAAUGUGCUGCUCUCUGGAAGGCUUUACAAUAGUAGAACUUUGGAAGCAGAUGACUUCAUGUCAGAUGACAAGCAGGAGGUGUAGAAGGUAUAUUCCUUUUCUUUGUGACUGUAAAAGAAUUUCUGAAUACAGCUGAAGUUCCUCACAGUAUUUGCUGAAAAGAAAAAAGUGUCAGAACAAGUUGUAUUUACAACAUAUUUUGAAAUGCGGUAUAAUAGGAUUACUUAUAUGAAAAUAAAGUGAAGCCCAUCAAACUGGAAGUACACCUUACUGAAGAGCAAGCCCGUAUUGUUUGGAUCUUUGCAAAUAUUCUAACUUAGAGAUUUGAGUGGUGUCAGUGUGAUUAUCAUUAUGUCAUCAUACUGGGCUCUGUGUAUAAUGCAGAAUCUAGGAAAAUCUGUGCCACAGUUUUUCUUAAAUAGAUUACAGACCCUUCUGAGCAGCAGUUGUUAAUACUCUGUUUUGGUAAGUCUGUGUGUGCAUGAUAGUCAGGAGAGCUAGGCUUUUCCAGCAAGGCUUUUCCCCUUGUUUAUUGCACUAAAUCAGUAAGUCCUUGGCAGUCAUACUAACACUGAUACUGCAGUCCAUCGUACAGUCAUUAUUCUUCAUUAGAUACAAGUCCCUAAAUGUAGAUCACUAAUUAAAAAUUUUCAGUUUUUCAUGGCAAGUGUGUACCUUACCUAACCAGAAAUAAUAAGUGAACUAGCACAAGAAUUUAAUCUUUACUCAACUUCCAACUUCACUGUGGAAAUAACAGUAGCAAUUCCCUCACUGCUGUCCAAACAUUGUCCUACAUAAAGCUUUGGCUAUUUUUUCACUUUGGAAAAAACUUGGACUAUCCUACUGAAUAUUGAACGAACUUGCUAGUUCACUGUUGUCCUCUUCAGCUUAACGGUAGAAAAUGAGAGCUUUUUUUUACCCUGUAUACCCCAGCAUCUGGUGAGAUGCCUGGCAUGUGCAUGCUCAAUAUAGCUCAGGGGCUAUAGAACAGACCCAGGAGAGAGAGUUACUGAGCACUUUCCAGUAAUUUUUGAUAGUGCCUUUGUAAUGCAACAUUUGUGUUCUUAUGGUCAUCUGUAAUUUAGACUGCUAAAGGUACAGUUCUCAAGUAGUCUUUGAAGUUCUGCUGGUAACACACUGAUCAACUUGUACUGCCAAUUGAGAAAAAAGAAGAAAGGCACACAGAGCUACAUAAAACUGGCACUUCAAGAAGUUAAUUGACUGAAAGGGAAGGCAGUUCAGCACUGGCAGAUCAGCUUGAAUGGAAACACGUAGUUGGACUAUUUUCUAAAGUUUUAUUUGAAAAUACCCGAGAAAAGUGGAUGUGGAGAGAACAAAAACAGACCUCCAACCCUCUUCUUCUGCAUAAAACUUUCCUUUUCUCUCAUCUCUGAAGUAUUCUGCUUUGCCAGUAGAAAGAGAAGAGAAACAGCUGUUCCAUUUUUGCUUAGGCUUGCAGUGAUUGUUCUGUGUGUAGCUGCCAAUUCUCAUUCCUCCAUGGUCAGGGAGAAUCGAAUGGUUUAGAGAUAUGGAUGCCCCCCACACUUCUUUGCUCCUGUGUCACCUGGAUUAUGAACUGUUUUCUGCUCUCAGUUUUGGUGUUCUACUUCCGUUUAUAAUCAUGCUUAGAGGACAUGGGUUCAGUCACUACAUGUUGUGCUGUUGUCAGGCUAUGCUCCUGCAUUCCAUACAAAGUGAUUUAACACAACUUUGGCUGAUAUGACCAGCUUGAGUAGAUAAGUUAAGCAUUAGGACAGAGUCACUGAGAACUGUGAGAGGAAAAAAUUAGAAGUACAGUACUGAGAUUCUUUCCAAAGCUGCGUUCCGAAAUAGUAUUGUAUUUUUAGACAAUCUUUCUUGCUUUAAAAACACAAUACUUAAUUACAUUAUAGGAUAUUUAGCUAUUUGCCUCUGGCAUUUCUCCAGCAUAGAAAUACUUUACACCUCGCACAUAAAUGAACUGUGAAACUCAUUGCCACAAGAUACUUUGGAAGCAAAAUGUGUUAGUGGGUCCCGAAAGGGUUUAGACAGGUUCUUGGGGAAGCUUCUCCCACACUAUGGAACACGAUAGUUGGGAUGAUACAGACUGUCUUGACUGUUGACUGCUAAAAGCUGUAUGGUAAUGUUAUAAUCAUUCUGGUGUUCGUCUUGCAUCUUGUACUAAAUUCCUAAAUAUCUCCUGUUAGCUGUUGUUGCAGGGGAAGAACUGGGCCAUCAGUUUGAUGCAAGAUGGUAUCUCCUAUUUUACAUCACAUAAUGUUCCAUAUGCCACACCUCAUUGCUUGGGGUACUUGAAAAGUUAUGAAAUGUUCUAUGAAACACCGCAGCUCAGUUCUUGAAUGUUUCAGUAUUUGAAAUGGUACUUCUGGAAAUUUGAAUGAAUCAGGGUUAUGCGUUAGUUGGUAGGUCUUGGACUUCAGAAGCACCUAUAGCACCAAACAUAAGCCUUAGCUUUUCAGUUUUGGGGAGAGUAGAAGAUGAGCUGCAUAUAGGUACAUGUACAUGAUCAGUAGAGAAUUGCAAUAUAGUAAUAGGAAUUUUUAAUCUCAAGAUGGUUAAAAUUUCAGUUAAUAACCACCUACUGUAGGUAAGAUCAAAAGUUCUUUUAAGUGAGUGUCUUUUGACUUCAGUGGUAUUAUGCCUGCUUGUAUCAGUUGAGCUGCUGGUUAAUAUAUUUAAGAAAUAAAGUUCAUUCAUGUAUUUAAGAAAAUAUAUA
Molecule: messenger RNA, 3923 nt
Organism: Haliaeetus leucocephalus (bald eagle)
Lineage: Eukaryota; Metazoa; Chordata; Aves; Accipitriformes; Accipitridae
Gene: CCDC82
Product: coiled-coil domain containing 82
Exons: 7
Coding region: 122-1291 (389 amino acids)
Cellular component (GO): nucleus
Source: RefSeq, a predicted model, not a curated record